This is a messenger RNA of Drosophila mauritiana, 363 nucleotides long. Its product is annotated as protein new-glue 3. Bases 1 to 363 code for a protein of 120 amino acids. Lineage: Eukaryota; Metazoa; Arthropoda; Insecta; Diptera; Drosophilidae. The record is from RefSeq and is a predicted model, not a curated record. The transcript has a single exon.
AUGAAGACAGGCCAACUGGCACUAGGAAUCCUGGCGAUAAGCCUGUGCAUUUGGGCAACCAACGCGGCCUCAUCGCCAACCACCACGGAGGCCACGACGACCACGGCGGCCACCACCACCACGACGACGGCAGCCACCACGACCACCACCACGUCCUCCUCGUCCUCCUCCUCCUCGAAGGUCCAUCGCAAGCGGUUCAGGAUCAAGAACCUUAAGUACUCUAUUAAGCGCAGGGUGCGCGUCUACCGGGCCACCAGUGCCAGUUCCACAUCCAGGAACAGGAACAGGAACAGGAAUCGCUCCGGUAGGCGGGUCAGUGUGCGCCGCCUCAAUAGGCUGCUGCGAGGCCGCAAUCAGGGCUAA